This is a messenger RNA of Rotaria sordida, 1869 nucleotides long. Lineage: Eukaryota; Metazoa; Rotifera; Eurotatoria; Philodinida; Philodinidae. The record is from the annotation of a GenBank genome assembly.
AUGAGUAAAUUAGCAAAGAAAAUUGGUAUUGCUAUGCUUGGACCUCCAUUAGCGGCUGGCGAACUUGAACGUCCAUUAGUUGGUCAAUCGGAAGCAAUUAUUUUAGAUCUUUGUAUGCGUGGUAAUCGUUUACCACAUUUAAUGUGUUGUGUAUCUAUUGAUGAAAUUGAUUCAUUGGCACCAAAACGUGAUGAAGAUUCAUCAGAAGGAAAAGUUGCAAAAAUUAGUGUUCUUCUUUCAGUUAUUGAAGGAAUUAAAGAUGUAUCAAAUUUAAUGUUUUUCUCAGCUACAAAUCGAUUACAUAUGAUGGAUGAAGCAUUUUUAAGACGAAUGUCAGGCAAAUUUUUUGUUGGUCGACCUUCGGCUGAUGCACGAAAACGAAUCUUAGAUGGUAUACCAAAAACAAUUUUACAACCACAUAUUAUAAAAAAAUUAGCUACAGCUACAACAAAUUUCAGUGGUGCUGCAUUGAAAUCAUUAACAAGUGCAAUUACUGUUCAUUAUAUUGCUGAAAAACGUAGAGAAGAAAAUUAUGAAAUGACAGAAGAAGAAACUUUAAUUUUAGCAGAUCGAACAGCUCGUCAAUAUCAAUUAUAUCUUGGUCUUGAUACACUACCACGAUUACUUUUACAAAAUCUUGAUGACCAACGACAAUUAUCAAAGAUGAAUACUGAAAAUCAACAGAAUCCUUCUGUAAAUCCCACUAUAGUUACUACUCAGCCAUGUUUACCCCCAAGACCCACAUUCUCAACUAUUCUGGAAACAAAGACUGUUGGAGAACAAGUAUCACCGGGAAACAACAUUUCUGUCACUCCUUCUGCACGAUUUCAUUUAACAGAUCAAUAUCGAUUUACAGGAAAAAUAAUAAUUAGUUUUCAAGAUAGAUGUGUUCGAAUGGAAAUGAUACAAACAAAUAAUAAACGACAUGUAAUUGAAGAUAAAUUAAUUGAAACUGAACAAAGUCUUCAACAAUUACUUGAACGUAUAACAUCAUAUGGAAAUGAUCGUAAUGUACAAUUAUUACAAUUAAUUGAUUUAAAUUUACUCUCAUCAAAAGGUGCUCAUGAAGAAAAAAAAAUUUUUGAAACAUUAAAAGAACGUUAUGAUGAAUGUAUGGAAUAUAAACGUUCAAUGAUUAUUUAUGAUCUUGAUUCAUUAAUUGGUGUAAAUAAAUCUGAAUCAGAAUCAUCAAUGGGUACAUCAGUAAGUUCAUCUGUAGUUAACCAAAGUAUUUAUAUUUAUGUUACAAGUCGAUUUCGUGAAGCUAAAGUUGAAGCACCUCGAACGGAUCAAAAAUUAACUAUCGAACGAUGGGCUAUAGCAGUUAUACGUGAUCCAUUUUUAUUAAAAAAAUUUACAGCUGAUGUUGAUUUUACGUUAACUGAUGAACAAUUGAACGAAGAAAAAGAAGAACAACGACGAGCUACAGAUAUUCUUCUAUGUGCAAAAUGUAAAGAUCAUUAUAUUGAAAUUGAAAAUAAAAUGGGUGCAUGUAAUUAUCAUGAUGGAUUUGUUUAUGAUAAUUUAACAUUAGAUUUAAUUAAACAUAAAACAAGUGAAGUUAUUGAAAUUUUAAAUCGAGAAGAAUAUAUCGCUUUUAAUGAACCAAAACGAAAAGAUGAAAUGGAUCGACAAAAAGGACGAUUUAAAUAUAUUUGUUGUCAUGGAACAGUACAAAUUGGUGGAGGAUUUAAUGGUUGUAAAAAAGGUAAACAUGGUUUUGGAAAAAUGAAGAAAAUAAAUCAACGAGUGGAUUCAAUGGAAAAAGAUGUGAUCAAUAUGUGGGAAAUGGCAUGUUUUGAUAAUACUGAAUAUAAUCGACGAUUGACGAAUUUAAUAGAAACACGAAAAAAACCUCAACCUACAUAG